Messenger RNA from Fusarium odoratissimum NRRL 54006, 2001 nucleotides. RefSeq lists its product as uncharacterized. Gene Ontology annotation, molecular function: sucrose alpha-glucosidase activity. The transcript has 2 exons. Gene Ontology annotation, biological process: sucrose catabolic process. Lineage: Eukaryota; Fungi; Ascomycota; Sordariomycetes; Hypocreales; Nectriaceae. The record is from RefSeq and is a predicted model, not a curated record. Bases 1 to 2001 code for a protein of 666 amino acids.
AUGACUACCCUCGAUUUACCCAUCGCUGUCCAGCUGCCGUCUAAUGGCUGCGUCUAUGAGACUGUCCCCCAUAGGACUUCCUACAACACAGGUUCAACAAUACCCCAAGACGAUGCCCUGCAUCACCAGGGUACCAUCGCCCCCGCGAAAAAAUCGGAAUGCCCUUCGCCCUCGACCCCAGAAAGAAAGUACGAUAAUCCACACAAUCGCUGGAGACCGCGCUACCACCUCAUGCCGCCGACUGGCUGGUUAAACGAUCCUUGUGCGCCAGGCUAUGAUUCCUUCCACGAUGUAUAUCACGUUGGCUUCCAGUGGAACCCUAAGAAACCAGAAUGGGGCGAUAUCUCUUGGGGAAGCGCGCUUUCAAAGGACAUGGUGUUCUGGGAAACCGGUUCCCUUCCCUCUAUUGAACCGUCAAAAAAGCAUGAUAGGGAGGCUGGAGUCUUCACAGGCUGUUGGAGUCCUGUAACCUCGAUACCUGGACGCAGCACUGCAUUCUACACCUCAGCAGGGGUGCUUCCCAUUCACCAUACAAUCCCAUACAAAUGGGGUUCAGAAGCAAUUUGCGUUGCCACAUCAGGCGACGCUGGUCGUACGUGGCAAAGGGGACAUGCGCCAACAGUUCUAAGGGGCCCUCCUCGUCAUCUCCAAGUCACAGGCUGGCGUGAUCCAUACGUUGCCAAGUGGCCUUCACUUAGCCGGGUCUUGGGCGAGGAGUCAGAUGAAGUGUUGUUUGGCAUUGUCUCUGGUGGUGUUCGAGAUGCUGGUCCCGCAGUCUUUCUCUAUUCUCUUGAUCAAAACGACUUGACGACCUGGAACUUCCUCUCUGUGCUCACUGUAGCACCAACAUUUCGAGAUGCACAUGUUUCGCAAUGGGAGCCCGAUUAUGGUGCAAACUGGGAAGUUGUCAACUUCGUUUCGCUCCCUGACCCUGAUGAUGCAGCAGCAAGUCAUGAGGUAUUGAUCAUUGGCGUUGAGGGGCGUAAACAAUACCCUAAUGAGACUUCUGGCCGGCAUCGACAUUCAGAAUUCAGAAGAGAUCACGGCCAGAUGUGGGUUUCGGGUAGCUUGACGAAGACAUCAGCAGAGAUGCAGAUGCAGUUCCGUUCUGGCGGUGCUCUGGAUUACGGAGCCAUUUAUGCUGUCAACUCCUUCCACGAUCCAAGAUCCAACCAGCAAGUUGCGUUUGGCUGGAUUGUUGAAGAAGAUCUCUCUGCAGAGCUGAGGGGGGCACAAGGAUGGGCCGGACUGUUAUCGGUCCCGAGAAUCAUACAGCUAGUCAGGAUACGUCAUGUCGUCCAUGCAUUGAAGUCGGAUUUGACAUCUAUCAAGUCAUUUGACGUGGUGCCAGAAGACAAGCCGCAGCAGAAAGUACUGUUUCCUAUUAGGUCUCCGCAGACCUAUACGAUCACGACAAUAUGUGCUUUACCAGACCCUAGGCUUAACAAACUUCGUCAAAUUCAGCGAUUCUUGGGUCCCAUCACCAAUCACAGCUUGCCUGAGGCUCUGGGGAGCUUGGACUUCCCGCUCGGAUGCUCUUGCUGGGAGUUCGACGUGUCGUGCGAUGUUGGCAAUGAAGUACAGAGUAUCGGCUUUAUAAUAAGCCACACAAGAAAUUCGGAACUGCGUACCGUCGUCUCGUUCAGUCCUGACUCGGAGACGCUUAAAAUCACGCGAGCUCAAUCUACCAAUAUGGCAGACAUAUGCGUCGCGGAUGAAGAGGCACCACAUACCCUCUUUUCAACCUUGUCUCCUGGAACUGCUGCAAGAGCUGAGCCGUUUUCUGCACAGGAGCCCUUGCGACUCAAUGCAUUCUUUGAUGUGAGUUGUCUAGAGCUUUUCGCCAAUGAAAGGACGGCAAUUACUACGCGACUGUACCCGGAAAGUAUGGCCUGCUAUAACAUUCAGCCAUUUGUGGUAACAAAUGGCGAGCGCCCAUGGUCCGGUCAGCUGCUUAAGUGUACAGCGUGGGAGCUAAAGACUUCUCGCUAUGAGGUUUAG